UUGAAAUAAUAGUUCCUAUGACAUGGCCUCUUUAUUUAUGUCCUGAAAUUGACAUUUUGGAUGAGGAGGAUGUCGAUAUUUCGCAAAUUAAUCGUGCAACAAGGGAACGUACAAAAUCACAAUAUGAUUAUAAAGUAACAUUUACUCAAAAUCCCGAAACGUUAAGGGUAAUACAUAGUUUUCUCAAGUCGUUUCUAUUUGUGGAAAAGAGGUACUGCUAA
Dentiscutata heterogama is the source of this 221-nucleotide messenger RNA. NCBI's taxonomy places the organism in Eukaryota, Fungi, Glomeromycota, Glomeromycetes, Diversisporales, Gigasporaceae. The record is from the annotation of a GenBank genome assembly.